GACAUGAAAGUCUGGAAAUUCUGUCUCUUCUUUUUCCUCCUCCUGAGUUCAACGCUCGGAGAAGACACAGUUGCAGAGGACAUCAGUGUCCAUCAGCUGGAGCGUUUAGUGGAGUUGCUGACGUCUACGGAGUGUGAGGACCUUCUGUUCGCCCUCUCUCACCCAGAGGAGAACAUCUUCCAGCACGCUGAACGCCUCUCACCAGAAAAAAAUCAACUAGACGUUAAGCCUCGAGCCAAGAGAGACACCCCCUCUGCUACGGAUGGUGAGGCUCAGUGUCGGACGGCCCUGACAGACUGGCUGCUGAGGUAUGGCGAGCAGACUUACUACGACAGGCUUUCUCGCGCCUUGCAGCACAUCGGCCGAACGGACAUCGCCGUUGAAGUGGGGAAGAACAUCAACCAGGACAAACUCUUGAGCCUGAAACGCUACGUUGAAGACUACCACAAAUAUGUCAGCUCCUUAAACUCACCACCAACACAAUCUGACACAAAGGACCGGCAGCGUGGAAACCGGAGGGUCAGGAAAAGACAAGUCAGGGAUCUUUCAUGGCGUGACCUGGAUCUGAUUGUGGAGCGGGCCCCUGUCGCGCUGUACCAGAGGGGGCCUUUGGAUGUAGCUCUGCCCCUCUUAUAUGGCAUCCUGCUGGGCUUCGGAGGUACCUUGCUCGCAGGAGUCUCUAUACUUCUCAUCAUCAUACACAUCUCCAGUAAAACCCAGCAGAGCCGUCACCCCAGGGUCACUGGCAGAAAGCUCAUGGUUGGAGAUGUGAUGUUUGAAAAUGCAGCAUCUGGGAGAUUAGACACUGCAAAAUAG
Messenger RNA from Epinephelus lanceolatus (giant grouper), 816 nucleotides. It is a transcript of the gene tmdd1, whose product is annotated as transmembrane and death domain 1. The record is from RefSeq and is a predicted model, not a curated record. Gene Ontology annotation, biological process: signal transduction. Gene Ontology annotation, molecular function: protein binding. NCBI's taxonomy places the organism in Eukaryota, Metazoa, Chordata, Actinopteri, Perciformes, Serranidae.